AUGGACGUGCCCCUGACUCCCAGGGAGUCCGCCAAGUUCGUCGCAGAACACAGUCGGGAUGUGUUCGUCGACAGCGGAGGCGUUCGGAGGGUGGCGGAGCUGCUGCUGCCCAAGGUGUCGGGGCCCGAGCUGCGCGUGGAGGGCUGGAAGGCCCUUCACGAGCUGAACCCCAGGGCGGCCGACGAGGCCGCGGUCAACUGGGUGUUCGUGACCGACACGCUCAACUUCUCCUUUUGGUCGGAGCAGGCCGAGCACAAGUGCGUGGUGGGGUACGGGGGGAGAACGUACAGUGGCUUCUGGUCCCUGUGCGCCGCAGUCAACCGAGCCCUGGACGAAGGGAUACCAGUAACCAGUGCCUCGUACUAUGCGACAGUGACCCUGGAGCAGGUUCGGCAUAUACUUCGUUCUGACACAGACGUUUCCAUGCCUUUGAUAGAAGAGAGGCAUCGGAUUCUCAAUGAAACUGGGAAAAUCCUGCUGGAGAAGUUUGGAGGCUCUUUUCUUAAUUGCGUUCGAAAAAGUGAAAAUAGCGCACAGAAGUUACUGCAGCUGGUGGUUGAAAGUUUUCCUUCUUACAGAGAUGUGACCCAGUUUGAGGGGAAAAGAGUUUCUUUUUACAAACGAGCCCAAAUCCUUGUAGCAGAUACGUGGAGUGUACUAGAAGGAAAAGGAGAUGGCUGCUUUAAGGACAUCUCCAGUAUCACCAUGUUUGCUGACUAUAGACUACCUCAAGUUCUUGCUCACCUUGGAGCCCUGAAAUACUCUGAUCAGCUACUGAACAAGCUUCUCAAAGGAGAAAUGCUCUCAUAUGGGGAUAAGCAAGAGGUGGAAAUCAGGGGGUGCUCACUUUGGUGUGUGGAGCUGAUCCGGGAUUGUCUUCUGGAGCUUGUUGAAAAACAGGGCGGAAAACCUAAUGGAGAGAUCAAUUCCGUUCUUCUGGAUUACUACCUAUGGGACUAUGCCCGCGACCAUAGGGAUGAUAUGAAAGGGAUUCCAUUUCAUCGCACACGGUGCAUAUAUUAUUAACCCCAUAUGUACACUGAUCCAAAGAGCACCCCUGCAUUUUAGAUCAUAUUAACCAUUUAUAUGGUUUUGCCUUGAUAUUAAAAAAAGAUAGUAGAGAUUAUAGGAAGGAGCAGAUUUAUUACCCAGUCUCAGUUUUGAAAAUUUUCCUUCACAUAUCACUCU
Carlito syrichta (Philippine tarsier) is the source of this 1188-nucleotide messenger RNA. RefSeq names its product chromosome unknown C9orf64 homolog (gene QNG1). The transcript is spliced from 4 exons. The record is from RefSeq and is a predicted model, not a curated record. The coding region runs from base 1 to 1026 and encodes 341 amino acids. Lineage: Eukaryota; Metazoa; Chordata; Mammalia; Primates; Tarsiidae.